GAUAACAAAAGAAAUAUUGCACUAGGAAUGUUGUACUCGCGUCCACUUGUGUCCUCAAUAAGUCAAUUCAGAAAGCUGUAAAUAUGAUUGGGUGAGAUCAUAGAUAUCUUCGUGGAAUGUAGCAGACAAAUACCGAUGAAAAAUACGUUGUGGUAUCCGAGUUGCACGGUAGUAGCAAACAGAUAUGUUUACGAUGCACUGAAUAUACUUCUAAGUGUUUUACCUGCAUUUGCCGUGGAUAUCUUUUUAAGGCUUCACGGUGGUAAACCAAUGGCAAUGAAUAUGAGCAAAUUUUACAAUAAAUUAGUCACAGCGACAGGCUACUUCAACUCGAAUGAAUGGUCUUUCAAAAGAGAUAACAUUGCCGACAUGAUAAACAAGGUGAAAACCUUUGAAGAUGGAAAUCUUGUUAAACUGGACUUGCAGGAUAUGGAUUGGAAGAAAUAUUUAGCAAAUUACUUGGCGGGAAUUAAGAUAUUUGUUCUGAAGGAAGAUUCUCAAUCUAUAAAUACAGCAGCGCAACGGUUAUCGAUAUUCUACUGGAUACGUCAGAUAACUAAAGGAUUCGGUAUAAUCAUUUUAUUUCUGAUAAUAUCGGUAACAAUAUUGCUAUGCACCGACUACUUCAAUGUUAUGUUUCCUGCUUGAAUCAAGAACAACGUAUAUGGAACAUUAUGGAAAAGGGCCUUGGAAUAGGAACAUGUCGCUACAUAUAAAGGGUAUCCGGCAGAGUUAUAUAUUAUAUACUAUAUAGUAUAUAUGUGAUAUGCUCUUCGAAUAAAAACUGUGGAUAAAUGAAGUUAUUUGUCGAUAUUGUGAAUAAUAUAUAUAUAAUG
Molecule: messenger RNA, 836 nt
Organism: Bombus impatiens (common eastern bumble bee)
Lineage: Eukaryota; Metazoa; Arthropoda; Insecta; Hymenoptera; Apidae
Product: fatty acyl-CoA reductase wat-like
Exons: 4
Coding region: 136-648 (170 amino acids)
Source: RefSeq, a predicted model, not a curated record